This is a messenger RNA of Candida dubliniensis CD36, 408 nucleotides long. RefSeq lists its product as uncharacterized. Bases 1 to 408 code for a protein of 135 amino acids. Gene Ontology annotation, cellular component: nucleus; cytoplasm. The record is from RefSeq and is a predicted model, not a curated record. Gene Ontology annotation, molecular function: ribonucleoside-diphosphate reductase inhibitor activity. Lineage: Eukaryota; Fungi; Ascomycota; Pichiomycetes; Serinales; Debaryomycetaceae. The transcript has a single exon.
AUGAUGCAACCAAGAGUUAAAAGACAUAUGCAAAAUGCUAUUCAACCAGUUGAAAACAUAAACGAAGAUGCUGCUUCUUUGCCAUCCGUUGCCAUGAGAAUCAGAAAAGCAGUUAGUGAAGGGUACAAGUUGCCAGGUGAUAAUACCCAACAAUUUGGUGGUAGCUUUCAACGAGUUCCUUUGCCAAGUGGUUUGACGGCUCCACCAGACUUGGUUAAUGGCGAAUCAACAAGAACUGUUUCGAAUCUCGAAGAGUGGGAUAGCUAUUACAAGAUUCAAAAUGCUCCUUUACAAACAUUAUCAGAAGGCAACAACUACUUGAAGAGAAAAUUCGAAGACGACCACGAUUUGGAUCUCAGUCAGUAUCAAGCAAAAUAUGGUGAUUUGAAAUUCAAUGAAGAGUUUUAA